Stegastes partitus (bicolor damselfish) is the source of this 2212-nucleotide messenger RNA. It is a transcript of the gene lgals3a, whose product is annotated as lectin, galactoside binding soluble 3a. The record is from RefSeq and is a predicted model, not a curated record. Bases 165 to 1295 code for a protein of 376 amino acids. Gene Ontology annotation, molecular function: laminin binding; IgE binding; disaccharide binding. Gene Ontology annotation, cellular component: immunological synapse; nucleus; cytoplasm. The transcript is spliced from 6 exons. Lineage: Eukaryota; Metazoa; Chordata; Actinopteri; Pomacentridae. Gene Ontology annotation, biological process: positive regulation of calcium ion import; neutrophil chemotaxis; monocyte chemotaxis.
CGGUGAGGCGCGUGUGCGUGCUUCCUUCUCCAGAGUUGUAGUUGAAGCAGCUCAUCAGCGUUUAGCUUCGCUGCUAAAUUAGCCGCUAACUGGCUUCCACCGCUGGAUAGAUCAUCGCUGUCACCCCCCUGUGUUCGGAGAGGAGUCCAUCUUCUGGCGAGAUCAUGUCAGAUUUCUCGCUGCUAGAUGCCUUAGGAGAUGAUGCUCCAAGCCAGGCAAAGAAAAUAGGCAACACUAACCCGACAGCCCCUGCCGGCAACCCUCCACCUGCUGCAAACCCAGGAUGGCCUGGUUCAGCCCCAGGAGCUCCCACCCAGCCCACUGCUCCGGUCGACUUCGCUGGAGGAUCAUCUGGCCCAGGGGCACCAGGGCAGUUUCCCUUCCCCUCCGGUCCUGGAGCACCAGGGCAGUACCCAGGACCUCCUUCAGCCCCCGGUGGGUUCCCCCCGGGUCCUGGGAUACCUGGACAGUAUCCAGCACCAGGAGCUCCGGGGCAGUUCCCCUCCAGCCCCGGGGCCCCUGGGCAGUUCCCUGGGCAGUAUCCGCCUGAAGGCGCUCCAGGACAGCUACCUGGAGGUCCCGUUCCCUACCCAACCGGACCAUUUGCUUCAGGCCCUGGAGCUCCCCCUGGUCCUUAUCCAAAUGUGCCUUUCCCUGGUGGUCAGCCGGGAGGCGGCAAUGGCAUGUAUGGACCAGGUGGUCCAGGCGCAUUCCCCCCUCCAGCUGGCCCUGGCUCUUUCCCUGCAUUCCCAGCUGGAGGUUUCCCCCCAAUACCACCUGGGUCCUGGGGACCACCUGCAGGUGGAGGCUUCCCCCCUGCCCCUGGCAGCUUUGGUCCUGGUCCAGGGCCCAUGGCUCCAUAUGGUGGCCCUGCUGCUCCAGGAGGCUCGCUGAUGGUGCCAUAUGAUCUCCCGCUUCAUGCUGGAAUGAUGCCGCGACUUUUAAUCACAAUAAUCGGGGAGCCUGUUCCUGGUGCAGACAGGUUCAAUGUUGACUUCAUCAAAGGUUCAGAUGUUGUCUUUCACUUCAACCCUCGAUUCGGCGAGCAAACGAUUGUCAGAAACUCCAACCUCGGUGGAUACUGGGGUCCAGAGGAGCGGGAAGGAGGCUUCCCGUUUGUUCAGGGGCAACGUUUUGAGCUGAAGAUCCUGGUGGAGGAGGACAUGUUCAAGGUGGCCGUGGACGGCACCCACCUGCUGGAGUACGAGCACAGAGUGGGCGGCCUGGAGGAGGUGACUCUGGUGCGAGUGGUCGGAGACAUCAUCCUCCACAGCGCCGCCCCGAGCAUGAUCUGAGUCCGUCGCACCGGAGCCCGACGUCAAACUUUAACCGAUGUGUUUGAAAUCUUUUCAGAUACUUUUGAUGGAGUUUGAGAGGCACUAUGAGUCAGCGAAGUGCAAUCGUUGCCCACAUGGCACAUUUAUCGCAGAACAGAUGGCAGAUUAACCCAGGUCUGCACUCUUUAAUCCUUGUUUCUUUUACUUUUUUUUGUUUUUUUUUUACUGGAUGACAUCUCAUUUCAUAGCCACUCACAACCCAAAUAUAUUUUCUGACAUGAUAGUAUUCAAGUAGUGAAUGGGCUGAAGUAAAACAGAUAUUUUCAGAAUGAACUAAUUUAUACCUAAUGAGAAGAUUGUAGGUUACGUGGAAAAGUGUCCCAAACAUUUCUUCUGUUUUCCACUAGAAUGCUGUUCAGUUUACAUGUACGUUUAUGAUUCUGUCCGUUAUAUCAGACCAUGAUAAGCCUUUCGUAAUGCAUGAGAGUGUGAUGCUGAAAGUCAACUUCCUUUUCACCGUUUUUACUUCAGUGCUGGUCGACCCCCUUCCGAGACUCGCCGGCCUGUUAAAGCACAGUAUGACGGGAGUUUCUGAAAAUGUAUUUAUAUGCCGACUCUCCUCCUGAGCUCUCGGACUGGAGGGCCGCGUGACGUUUUUGCGAAUUAUGAUUUCAUGUUGAAGUCGAACCCGAUAGCUGUAAAAAAAGAAAAAGAAAAAGAGGCUUGAAAGAAAAAUGUGGCAAAAUGAAGCGGAGGGACGAUGGUGGUGGUGGGGGGUCUCUGAUUUGUUGCCAAAGAUACCAGUGGUACAGUAUUUAGAGAUUAUAAAUAAAAGGGCAACAAACAAAUAAUGACUGAUAAAAGCUGUUUGAUCCAGAAUGUUGUACUUUUCAUGAGCUACCUGCCUGCACACAAUAAAUACUGGUUUCCCUGUU